Messenger RNA from Nyctereutes procyonoides (raccoon dog), 1292 nucleotides. Its product is annotated as transcription factor CP2-like protein 1. Lineage: Eukaryota; Metazoa; Chordata; Mammalia; Carnivora; Canidae. The annotation marks the transcript as partial. The transcript has 14 exons. Gene Ontology annotation, molecular function: RNA polymerase II cis-regulatory region sequence-specific DNA binding; DNA-binding transcription activator activity, RNA polymerase II-specific. Gene Ontology annotation, cellular component: nucleus. Gene Ontology annotation, biological process: regulation of transcription by RNA polymerase II. The record is from RefSeq and is a predicted model, not a curated record.
GUCAAUCUUAUGAAAUCCGACUGCUGGAGAAUUGGAAGUUGGGAGACUUUCAAGAUCUGAACACAAAAUAUGUCAAGAGCAUCAUCCAGGUGGGUUUCCACGACCGCCAACUGCAGUACACAGAGCAACAGCAGCUGGAGGAAUGGCGGAGGAGCCGGCCCGGGGACCGAAUCCUGGACAUUGAUGUUCCAUCGUCUGUUGGUAUCUUGGACCCCAGGGCCAGCCCGACACAGCUGAAUGCAGUCGAAUUUUUGUGGGACCCUUCAAAGAGAGCCUCUGCAUUCAUUCAGGUGCACUGCAUCAGCACGGAGUUCACCCCCAGGAAGCACGGGGGUGAGAAGGGAGUGCCUUUCCGAGUGCAGAUCAAUACAUUUAAGCAGAAUGAGAAUGGGGAGUAUACAGAACACUGGCACUCAGCCAGCUGCCAGAUCAAGGUGUUUAAGGGAAAGGGAGCUGACCGGAAACAGAAGACCGACCGGGAAAAGAUGGAGAAAAUAACUGCCCAAGAAAAAGAGAAGUACCAGCCAUCCUACGAGACCACCAUUCUCACAGAGUGCUCCCCGUGGCCUGACAAGGCCUACCAGGUGAACAGCGCCCCAUCUCCAAGCUACAACGGCUCUCCAAAUAGCUUCGGCCUUGGUGAAGGGAACAGCUCUCCGACACACCCGGUGGAGACCCUGCCCCUGAGCAACGAUCACCUGCUCCCAUCAGCCUCCAUCCAGGACGCCCAGCAGUGGCUCCACCGAAACAGGUUCUCACAGUUCUGUGGGCUGUUCGCCAGUUUCUCAGGUGCUGACUUGCUGAAGAUGUCUCGAGACGAUUUGGUCCAGAUCUGUGGCCCUGCAGAUGGGAUCCGGCUCUUCAAUGCCAUCAAAGGCCGGAAUGUGAGGCCAAAGAUGACCAUUUACGUCUCUCUGGAGCUGGAGCAGAACAGAACACCCCUGCAGCAGAAGCGGGAUGGUGGGGACAGCAGUCUGUGUGUGUACCAUGCCAUCUUCUUGCAAGAGCUGACCACCUUGGAGCUGGUUGAGAAGAUCGCCAACCUGUACAGCAUCUCCCCGCAGCACAUCCAUGGAGUCUACUGGCAGGGCCCCACAGGCAUCCACGUGGUGGUGAACAACGAGAUGGUGCAGAAUUUCCAAGAUGAGUCUUGUUUUAUCCUCAGUACCUUAAAAGCCGACAGCAACGAUGGCUACCACAUCAUCCUGAAGUGUGGCCUCCGAGCAGAAGUAGAGUGUGGAAAGCCCUGCCUCCCAUCAGCCGUCAUCUUCUCUGGUGACCAGGACUGUUGA